UUUUUUUCCUCCUCCCCUCUUUUUUUUUCUCCCCCCCCUUUUUUUUCUUUCUUUCUUUCCUUUUUGCACCCACUUUGCUGGCGCUCCCCAGCAGCAAGCAAGCAAGCAAGCAAGCAAGCAAGGGCGGCGGGAGCUUCGAUUGCAACCCCGGGGAGAAGAGCCGCUGCUUUGCAAAACUCGGCCUGGGGGGUCCCCCUCCCCAAUCCCUCUUUCCCGACCACCCCCCACCAAAAGAAACCGCGAUCUUCCGCCCCCCCCCCAAAGGACAACGAAGCGCCCCACCACCACAAUCCACACCCACCAUGGCGAAAUGAACCUCCCCGCCAACGCCGCCUCUGCCUCUCUUUCUCCCGGCUCUCUAAGAUGGAGCAAGCAGCAAACUAACAAAGAAACAAGCCAGCUUGGGCCUUGGUGGGAACCAACCAUCAUGCUAGUUUAAUGGACCGAAUGCCGGCCGGUUGCAACGGAGAUUUUUACAGCUUUGCAGAGGAGAAGGUAGCUGUGUCCAGUUGGGUGGCAGGCAGACCCAAGGGGUACCAUGAAGUUUUCAGGACCCUUGCAGAGCGAGAGGUUGUCCGUCCUCCUAGAGAUGGCAAUCUCUAGGGAAGCUCAGAUGUGGAAGGUGUACCUGCCCAGAUUUCAGCCCAAUCAGGAUGCAGGCAUUUCUCCAACCCAGCGGGACGAAGUGAUUCAGUGGCUGGCCAAACUCAGAUGCCAGUUCCACCUUUAUCCGGAAACACUGUCUCUGGCCGUUUGCCUCUUGGACAGGUUUUUAGCUGCCGUGAAGGCUCGCCCAAAGUACCUGAACUGCAUUGCGAUCAGCUGCUUCUUCCUCGCCACCAAGACCAUUGAGGAAGAUGAGAAGAUUCCAGUGCUGAAGAUCUUGGCCAGAGACAGUUUUUGUGGCUGUUCUCCAGCAGAGAUUCGCAGAAUGGAGAAGAUUAUUCUGGAUAAGUUGAACUGGGAUCUACACAUGGCCACUCCGUUGGAUUUCCUUCACAUUUUCCACGCAGUUGCCUUGUCCAGCAGGCCUCAACUGCUGACCAGCCUGCCCAAGGUGAAUCCGUCCCAGCACGUUGCUUUGCUGACCAAGCACUUACUGCAUUGUCUAGCCUGCUACCAACUCCUUCAGUUCAAGGGCUCCAUGUUGGCCCUGGCCAUCGUGAGCCUGGAAGUGGAGAAGCUGAUUCCUGAUUGGCUGGCUCUCAUCAUCGAGCUGCUCCACAAGGCACAGAUGGACAGCUCCCAGCUGAUCCACUGUCGGGAGCUAAUAUCCAAGCACCUUUCCACACUGCAGCCUCCUCUGCUGCCCAACUCGGUCUACGUCUACAGUCCCCUCAAGCACAACCUGGUGACUUGCCCUGCGGGGGCCUUCCGAUUCCACGCCCCCGUGGUCCCAGUCCCCGAUUGGCAGGACAACAGCAACAGCAAGCUUGUUGCGCCAGCCAAAGGAUCCGCCUUGCUCUGCCGCCGCCGCCGGCUCCCUCCCGGCCGGUGCAAGCCUGCGACGGCCAAGCGCAAAGUGGAAGAGAUGGAGGUGGACGACUUCUACGACGGGAUCAAGCGGCUGUACAACGAAGAGAAUCCUCUGGAUGGCGGGGAAGGGAAGGCUGCCCCCGGGUGUGGCGUUGACGUCCCGUGGCAAGGAGGCAGCAUUUCUCCCUGCCCUCCAUUGAAGCCCGUUUCUGUCAUGUAAGUCCAGGGUUCCUCAAACUCCAGCAACUUGGAAGAUAUGUGGACUUCAACUCCCAGAAUUCCCCAGCCAGCUCGGAGUUGAAGUCCACACAUCUGCAAGUUGGUUAGGUUGAGAAACACUGCUGUAGUCCUAUGUCUCCAUGCGCCUUUGGUGGAAAGGCUGUUCGUGCAGAUGUAACAUCCAGGCCUUUUGGGCUAAUGGAGGGAAGGCCGUACCUUAAUCAAGUUACGCAGAAGGGAGCUAGCUAUCCUUUUUUUAAAAAACAAAAACAAAAUAUAUUUCCCCCUUUUCCCCUGGUUUUCCUUUGGCGGCUAAUGAUAGUUUUAACCGUUCUCAAAGUUCAACUUUUGAUUUUAAGUCCCUUUAAAAUAAAAUAAAAAAAGACCCCCAAAACCAACCAAAAAAACUUAAAAAACUAAAAAAACCAAACCCAGUAGCAAAAAUUGUUUCUGUAGUGUUGUUCGUUUCCAUCGUUUUCGAUCGACUGUUGUGUAUUGUAAUCUCAUGUAUUGUUUUUUGAAGAAUUGACACGGCGUGUGCCGAAUGCUUUUUUCAGAUUUCUGACUGUGUUCUCUCUCCUUCCAAAUUCCCUCCCUUUUUCUAAAACUUCUCUUAAAAACAAUUUCGCCAAACUUCUCUUAAAAGCAAUUUCCAAAUUGUAUGACUUCCAAGUAUGGGGUUUUUUUUUUUUUUUUGCACUUUUAUUUUGGGAUAAGAUUCCCUUGAUAAUCUUUCACGCCUUCUCUUUUGUCGACUCUUCUCUUCUUUUCUGUCAUUUCUCCCACUUUUGGUCUUUUCGACAACGGUAGCUCAAACUGAAAACUUGCCUUUAAAAAUUAAUAUUUUCCUUUUCACGAAAAAGAACCUUUGUAUACAUCUGUUCUAUUUGUAGGAAGCAAAAACGGAUGCUCAAGAAGGGUGGCUCUGUUUGGUUUGGGAAAGGGUUAUUAAGCUGCACAAUAACUUUAAUGACUUUAAUUUUAUAGAAAACCACUGUGGGGCUGACCAAACCAAAACAUAACGCCUUCCUUUUGUGUUUUUAUAUCUACAGAAAAAAAGUUUUGUUGUGCAUCAAAUGCAAAAUAUAAUGAAAUGAAAGAAAUGGUGGGCAUUGUUAAGCACCUGUGUCCUUUGGGCCAUUUUGUAGCUUGGUGUAUAAAUGAUCUUAGAUUUCCCCCUUCCCUUAUGUUUUCUCCCUGACCUUUUAUGUUUGUGUAAAUUUACAACUUUUAAGACAGGGACAAAAAA
Notechis scutatus (mainland tiger snake) is the source of this 2944-nucleotide messenger RNA. NCBI's taxonomy places the organism in Eukaryota, Metazoa, Chordata, Lepidosauria, Squamata, Elapidae. The record is from RefSeq and is a predicted model, not a curated record.